Molecule: messenger RNA, 1839 nt
Organism: Lineus longissimus
Lineage: Eukaryota; Metazoa; Nemertea; Pilidiophora; Heteronemertea; Lineidae
Product: potassium voltage-gated channel protein Shaw-like
Exons: 3
Coding region: 1-1839 (612 amino acids)
Biological process (GO): protein homooligomerization; potassium ion transmembrane transport
Cellular component (GO): voltage-gated potassium channel complex; membrane
Molecular function (GO): voltage-gated potassium channel activity
Source: RefSeq, a predicted model, not a curated record
AUGUCUAGGAGAAUACAAGACUCAGAUUCAAGUGCGGUGGAAUUGGUGGACUUGGACGUCUUGAAUCUGGAAGACAUUCACGUCAUACCCGCGCCAGAACCAGUUGAAGUCAUUAUGAAUUCAGACAUCGUCAUUUUCGACGUCAGCGGAACAAUUUUCCGGGUGAGACGAAGCACCAUCAACACUGUCCCGAAGUCCAGACUUGGAGCCAUCUGCGCUUCAGACGACUACCCGGACAAACUCAACGGAACCUACUACCUCGAUCGUGACCCUGACCUGUUCGCCGCCAUCUUGAACGCCUGUCGAAACCCAGAUGAAAUCCACGUUCCCGACGACGUAUGCCCUGAAGCAUUCCGAGAAGAGUUAGUCUAUUGGGGGCUCGACCCUACUAACUUCAGCACUUGCUGCAUUGCCAAGGUCCUAGACAGAUUCUCUGAGAAGAAGGCGCUGUCUGCGUUAAGGAAUGAGAUGAUGUCCGAUCCUAUGUUCAAGUAUAAGAUGAAGAAGCAUCCGCCGUUCAGCAGCAAGUUUCAAGCGUGCCGGUACCGGGCCUGGCUGUUUCUGGAGUAUCCAAUUUACUCAAAACCAGCAAUGGCUUGGGGCAUCUUCUUCUACAUUGCGCUUGUUACCAGCAUCAUCUUGACUGAGAUUGCCACUCUGCCUGCAAGUCGAUCAAGGGUUUCUCCAACAAAUUCUCCCAGGACACACAAUACACAAGACUUGCAGGGUAUGUUGGACAAGGCUAUGAACAAUGCAUUAAAAGCACAUUAUGAAAACUAUGAUUACGAUGAUUACGACGAUUACGAUGGAAGCGGAGACGGCCUGUACACGACAGCGGCCACACUGGAAGCACAGGUUGCGGAUGUUACAUCUUCGUUGCAGUCCUUGUCAAAAUGGAUGAACGGAAAGAAGAGUGUUAGAUCCGUGGACGGAAGUGGAUUGUUAGCGACCCCACCAACAACUCAACCAGACAUUAAGUCAAAUAAUUCAACUACAAAAGCUACCUCUCGACUGAAUUUAUAUUGGUCAACAUCACCCGUUCCCUGGAUAAUGAAAGGACAGAUCAUCUUCUUGGUAUUCUUCACUCUCGAAGUUGUAGUGCGAUUCCUACUCUGUUCUGAAAAAGUCCGAUUUUUCACAUGUUUUUACAACAUCUUGGAUAUCCUAAUGAGCAUAUCGGCGACACUGUCCGUCAUUGUGGAGAAUGUAUGCAAAGAUUUUAAUGGAAAUGUCACGGAAUUAUGCAAAUAUGCCUCCUACUGCACAGGUGUAGCCACUGUCUUCAGGACAAUACGCAUCUUCAAACUCUCGCGUUGCUGUGCGGGAUUGCGCGUCCUAAUUCUGGUCGUGCAGAGCUCCUUCUUUGAGUUAAUGACACUUAUUCUUUUCCUGAUCGUCGCCAUGUUGAUUUUCUCUACCCUGAUUUACUACGCUGAACUCCACCUCGGUAAUGGAUUCAUAAGCAUUCCUGUGGCGUACUACUGGAGUCUCAUCACCAUGACCACGGUGGGUUACGGAGAUAUGCACCCUAACGGAACAGCUGGCUACAUCAUCGGCGUCAUGUGCUCCAUUGUUGGAAUCCUGAUCACAGGGAUGGCAAUUCCAAUUAUCGGCAACAACUUCAACAAAUACUACAGCAUCGUCUGCUUAAUCUACGGGGCAAUAUUCAGUGACAAAUUUGACGAGGAUGGCAAUUUUACAGACGAGUUUCAUGUUGGAAGCCAUGACACCAGCACGGCACAGGCACAUUCCGGUCAUCGUGGCCACACCAAGGUACAUCCAAUGCAAAGAAAGUGUCACUGGGGUAAGGAAGAAUGCAUUAGACAAAAGUUGUACUAG